CAUACAUGAUCAGCUUAGCCUAGAAGUUGUUGUUUACACUUUAUUCACCUGCUCAUACAUCUGCUGUUAAUAGUGUAUGUUUAAAUAACUAUCGGUCUCUUAAAGUUAAACGAGUGUCAGUUCGACUGUGUGCCUGCAUACAAAAUAGUCAUUCAGAUACCUGUUUCCACGGGUUUUUCUUUUGUAAUAGUUUUAACAGCACUUUCAUCUGUUUGUUUCCCUUACGAUUGCAACGCUUUGGACUUAUUAAGCAGACGUUAACGUAGUAACCAUGCCGGGCGUUUCUUCAGCUGCCUUUAAAAAGUUAGGCUCAGCAGUUCAAAAUCAUCAGUCGUCCUGCAUUAACGGUGUCGUAAUUGUGGUAACUUUGAGCAGUGAAGAAAUAUUUAAGAAAGUGGCCUUUCAGUGUCCGUGCUCACGACCUGAGAGCCAUCUGUACGGAGGAUGUUUUCUGUGGGCGCCGGCUUUUGUACUCUUCGUACUCGGCAUUUUGAUAAAUACUGUCACUUGGCGGUUGUUUCAUGGGUGCAUAAACCGAGCACGAGAAACAAGCCAUGGUUUCAAACGAGGGAGCUACUACUGCAUUCGCAUCGUAACUCAAGCGGUUGUGGCGCCAUCUGCCUGGCUGUUUGUUUCACUUCUGGAUGGCGAGUAUGUUUUCCGUCUUUUAAUUA
Molecule: messenger RNA, 674 nt
Organism: Limulus polyphemus (Atlantic horseshoe crab)
Lineage: Eukaryota; Metazoa; Arthropoda; Merostomata; Xiphosura; Limulidae
Product: calcium homeostasis modulator protein-like
Exons: 2
Molecular function (GO): monoatomic cation channel activity
Source: RefSeq, a predicted model, not a curated record